GCUUUCUCUGGAAACAUUCAGUCCCGCCCCUCGAGUGAAUGCCAGAUACUUUCUUGAUGGCGACAGGUUUGAAAAGGAAAUAGCAGAACCAUUGUGAAAAUGGACGAGUCCUUUGAUCUACUCAAGUGCAACGAGGACCUACCUUCCUCACCCGGGUGCCACAUGGAUUAUGAUGACUUGCCAGAGCUGCAGGAGGUGGAGGAGGACCAGAGGUCUCCAGGGUUUUUCCAGGUCCGAGCAGGGGUGUCCCACCAGGAGCUGAGCUGCUCCCCAAGCACCAACUGGCUCACCGAGCUGGCCAACAUUGCCACCAGCCCUCAGAGCUCCCUGCUGAAGAGCGCCCCGCAUAGGAGAUCCUCUCCGGUCCACAUCUUUGGCAACAGUAAUAGUUUACAUUCUUACGCCCGUCCCCCGUUAGCCAGCAGUGCUCCCAACCCGUCCAGAGGCCAUUUCAGGGAGCGCAGGCGUGUCCGGGCCAGCAGCGAAUCCGAGUCUGGAGUUUUCUCAAUGUCCUCAUCUUUUUCUGACGAUGAAGACAUGGCCUGGUCUCACUCUUGGCCCUCCACAGCGUGGCAUUGCUUCCUUAAAGGAACCCGCCUGCGCUUCCAUCGUGGUCCUAAUGUGGAGUGGCAGGACGCUGAUGAACUUGGCGAUUCUGAUGAGGACUCUGAUGAUGAAACCGUGAUGCCAGCCUCCUCCUCUCUUAAGAGGUACGGUUCAGAGGGUCUGAAGUUGGUCAGCCACGAAGAGACUGUAUCUUUUGGCCAGGCAGUUCUUAAACUGACCUUUGACCCCGGCUCACCCGAUGACAGCCCUUUAACAGCCGAGUGCCGAUUGGAUCACCCAUUUUUUGUGAAAAAUAAAGGUUGGUGUUCCUUUUAUCCGAGCCUUACCGUGGUGCACCAUGGGAUCCCUUGCUAUGAGAUGCAGUUGGGAAACCUGUGCCUGCCACCAAGUCACCCAGAAGCCAUGAACUGCGAUGACUCGGUCGUCUUUGAUACUUUCAGAAGUUAUGACUUCACCCCACUCGACUCCUCAGCCGUGUAUGUUCUCAGCAGCAUGGCCCGUCAGCGCAAGACCUCCCUGUCCAGCGGGGGGCUGGACUGCGAGCGCUCCGGCUCCCCACAAUCCUCUACUGGCAGAUCAAACAGGAGCCAGACCUCAGGAACAGCCGCCUGUGCCACGCCUACUAAAUGCAAGCGUCCGAUGAACGCCUUCAUGCUCUUUGCCAAGAAGUACAGAGUAGAGUACACACAGAUGUACCCCGGGAAGGACAACAGAGCCAUAAGUGUCAUCCUGGGUGACAAGUGGAAGAAGAUGAAGAAUGAGGAGAGGAGGCUGUACACCAUGGAGGCCAAGGCUCUGGCUGAGGAGCAGAAACGACUCAAUCCAGACUGCUGGAAACGCAAAAGAACCAACUCGGGCUCCCAGCAGACCUAGAUGAUCUCGCAGAAACCCCGGCUGUUGGUUGUUUUGACACAGAGAAGUGCUGGACAGAGUCUGAUGGACCGCUUGAUGCCUCUUUGCUCUCCCGUAUUCUUGAGACUCAACUUCCAUGCAGAAUUCAUUGCUUUUGUAACCUUAAAACAUUAUUAGAGACAACCCAGAAUUAUGAUACUAUAAACAAAACAUGUAAUCUAGUCACUAACAGUGCAUAUAUUUUCCUAUAUCUUUGAUGUCAAAGUCUUAUUCCCCUGAAAUGAGAAUUAACUUUCUCAUUUUUUACAGGUGAUUUCAUAUUCAAGGUUGAAAAAGGAGCACAUGUGGUGCUCUGCCCGAGUGUAGGAGGAGCAUGACACAACAUGUGUUUAUAAUUGUAAAAAGGGGAUUUUUAGAUGACUUUUUCCACACUGUUCAAAUGAUUGGGAAAAGUAGUAACCCUUUUCAUACACUUUGUAAUACAAUAUAUUUUGCAGCUCAACUAUUGCCAACAGUAAUGCUGCCCUGCCAGUUUUUUUUUUUUACAUUUUAGCCCAACCAGCUGGUUAUACGUUGAGGGCUUUCAGCAUGUGGUGGUGGGUUCAUCAUACUCAGUCACAGAGCACUUCAGGCCUUUGCUUUAAGUGUUUAUUUCUUCCGCACUUUAUAUAAAUAUAUAAUCUCCUAUACAGUGAUUGUAUACUUGUGGAAACCAUUUGUAUAAUACAGCUGGCAUCUUGACAGUAAGCCAUUUGACACAAUCAGCGCUCAGAAGCCAUGUUCUGCUUUCAGGUUGCUCUUGAAUUUUAAGUGCUUUGUUCAUAAUGUACAGGUUUCACAGCCUCAACAACCUCUUGCACAAAAUAUCCUUGUAUCAUAUUAUAAAUAUUUUUUUUCUUCUUAUCCAAGUAUUUUGUUCUUUUCAUAAACUGUAAUCACAACAUGUGGUUGUUUGGCUUUCUGUUUUAAUACCUGUUGAAAUGAGUUUUGCCUGUUUUUUUGCUUCAAAUUAUUAUCUUCCUCCUAUGAACACAUGCGUUCACAGACACACUGAACCAGGCAGGUUUUAUCUCAAGCUUUAACAGCUUUUGAAUAUCCACCGAUAUAAAUAAUGUAGUAAACCCAUAAAGCCUGAUGUUUCCAGGUAAAGGGACAGUUUGAGUGUUUUAUUCUUGUGUUUCUCUCUCACAUUAAAAAUGCAGGGCACAUAAGCUCAAUAAGACUUCCAAAGCACAACUGUUCUACAGCAAGACGAUUCACUCUUGGGCUGGAUUAGGAGAAGUUUACCGGUUGUAAUUUCAUUUUAUACUCCCUGGAACACUUGAAAAUGAAAGAGCACAUUAUUACAUAAAAAUCAUCUAGUGGUGUAGUUACAUGUACACGAUUUACUUCAUUUACAUUGCGGCAUGAUGGUUGCACAGACGUGACUAUUAAAAACAAAAAUAUGCAAAA
This is a messenger RNA of Gasterosteus aculeatus aculeatus (three-spined stickleback), 2871 nucleotides long. RefSeq names its product HMG-box transcription factor 1 (gene hbp1). Lineage: Eukaryota; Metazoa; Chordata; Actinopteri; Perciformes; Gasterosteidae. The record is from RefSeq and is a predicted model, not a curated record. Gene Ontology annotation, biological process: regulation of transcription by RNA polymerase II. Gene Ontology annotation, molecular function: RNA binding; DNA-binding transcription factor activity, RNA polymerase II-specific; protein binding. Gene Ontology annotation, cellular component: nucleus.